CGGAGCCCGAUCCGUCCGCGAUCGCAGAGCUACCAGCGCCUGCAGGCCCAUCCAGCGGGAGAGCCCGGGGGAGUAGCAGCGCCGGGACUUCGCGCGCCCUGAGCGUCCUCCAAGGUGGACGAUCUGCGACCCCGCGGGCUGCGCCAGUUCACCCCCUCAGGUGAGCCGGCGGCCAGGUGCCCUUGGAGCCGUUCCUCCUGCGCAGCUCGGUUCACCAGGGACAUUUCCCUGUAAACAGGUAAAGCGCACGGUCACCUGAGAUUUAGCUAGCUGACACUGGAUGUCACCAUUGUGCUGUGGAAUGUGGACACAGAACAGGGAAGCCAGCUUUGUUGUGAUGGAAACACCCCUGAACUUGGUGGCUAAAAGAUAAAGGUUUGAGUUUCAACCCUGUUAAGUUUGCUGUGAUCUUCGACAGAAUUCAAGAUGACAACAGUAGCGAUGACCUCAGAGGACCUCUCAAGGGGUGAGACAGAAGAUAAUUCUUCCCCGUAUGAGUCCUCAUCAGCGCACAUUAUCGAGGAAACCGAAUAUGUGAAAAUGAUCCGAACUACUCUGGAAAAGAUCCGAAGUCAGAUGUUUAGAGAUGAAGCAGGACAUAACAGUGCAAAGCACAGACUAGACGCAAAGUGCUGUCGAAACAUUCAGAACGGCUCUGACUCUGCGGUGGACCCCUUGUGCUGCGAUCUGAAUCUGCUCAUGGAAAGGAUGAAAGGCAAAGACCUGCAGCUCUUAGAAAUGAACAAAGAGAAUGAAGUGUUGAAAAUCAAGCUGGAAGCCUCCAGAGAAGCCGGGGCAGCGGUCCUGAGGAACGUGGCCCAGAGGCUCUUUGAGAUCUACGAAACGCAGUCUGAAGACGUGAAAAAGAAGCACGAGGAGAGUAAACUCUCUCUCCAGGUUAACAAACUGGAAAAAGAACAGGAACUGCAACAACAGCUUGAAAAUCUGAACCAAGCUGCAGAAAAACUUGAAGAGAAGCAUAAUCAAAUCACAGCGUUGGAGAACCUUGUUCAGAGGAUGGAAAAGGAAAAGAGCACACUGCUAGAAAGAAAACUGUCUUUGGAAAGCAAGCUGAUGCACCUCAAAUCCAGCACUACGCAUGUGAAAAGUUGCCAGGAUCUUCAGAAGGAGAUCUCCCUUCUCCAGGAGCAGAUCUCGCAUCUGCAGUUCGUGAUUCACUCCCAGCACCAGAACCUGCGCCGAGUCAUCCAGGAGAUGGAAGGAUUAAAAAAUAAUUUAAAGGAGCAAGAUAAAAGAAUUGAAAACCUGAAAGAAAAGGUUAAUGUGCUGGAAGCCCAGAAUAAAGAACUAAAAACCAAAGUGGCACUUUGGUCUGAAACUCCUAGGACAAUGGCGUCUAAGGCCGUGGCUACAAGCGACCUGAAGACUGAAGGCGACACCCCCUACUUCAUGUUGGUUAGGCUACGGAAAUGAGCUGCCUGGCUGAAGAUCGAAUGAGAAAGAACACUACGUGGGUCUUAUUUGUUCCUUGAAACACAGUGGAAACUUGCAUGUUCGAAAUGGCUCAAUGCCAGUAUUUCAUGGAAUUCAUUAUACAUCAAUGGCUUUGCAGGAAGAUGACACUCCAGGAAAUCAAACAAAUAUAUAUUUGAGGGAAGGAAAUCUUUCUUCAGAACUUAAUAAAUGGGUAAAGAAACCAGGUUCCUUACCCUGAUGGAAGAUGAAUUCUGUUUUUAAGUUUUAAAAACCUGAAUCUUUUUUGUAGGUUUUUGCUGAAAGGAGUGGUUUAAGGUUAUCAGCUUUGACCUUGUCAUAAGUUUCCAUUUACUUAAGUAGAAGGAAGAGUUUUUAUGUGUAUGAAUGGAUGUUGUAUGUCAAAGUUGACUUUUGAAUAAUAAAAAUAUCUUACCAUGAUUUUAAGUUCAUCUUCUGACCAUUGUUAGAGGAACAGUUAUUUUCUACUGAAUUAUGAGCAGGGGAAGUUUCUUUUUAGCUUAUUCUCCAGCACACACAACCCUCCCAAACUGAGAGUCAUGGCCAGCUCCCCACACCUGAGGAGCUGGGACUGCAAGUUGGUUGCUAAAGGCACCACCGCCCCCGCCCCAACACACACACACAUAAGUACAAAGCAAUGCACUUUGUGAUUAAUUUUCUUUUUCCAUAGUCAUUAUAUUAUCCAAGUCAUGUUGUUAGCUCAUACCUCCAUAAAAAUACAUGUGUCAUGAGUUCAAAGAGCAGUGGCUGCUGUCUGCAGCCAGGAAGAAUUGGACUUCGUGAGUUCAAAUCAUGUGUCCAGUGCUUUUGUGAAAGCGUGCUUGAAUUUGCAACCAUGCUUUCAUUACAGGUGGAGUUUAUGAUUGCCAUACAGCCGAACUCCGACUUGGAGAAAUGCACAUAGUGACACUCAGGAAGACAGAAAGCUUGUUGAGUAAAGGAAUAAAGGGAGACUUAGCCAUCCUACAGGCUGAAUUAUUUUAGCCUUUUGAUCAUCCUCUUCAGUGUACAACUACAAACAUUUUCUCAGGAAAGAUGCUUAAAGCCUUUCAAUGCAGAAUGUGAAAUAUCAGUGUUAUCUAUGAAAUAUUUAAAGCUAUGAACAACUGAGGUGAAGUAGUGGGUUUAUAAAUUCAUCAGAGUACUGUAACCCUUGAAAUGUUACAUAGCUGGGCAGUAGAAAAAUGUACCUUUCACUCAGAGAUUAUGUAGGUUCCUCUUACCCCUCAAUCAUUAUGCUGGAUUAUAGUAAAUAUGAGAUUUGUGAAUGAACCAGUCUAACUAAGCUAACCACAUGGGUGGUUUCCAUUAGAAAAAU
This is a messenger RNA of Phyllostomus discolor (pale spear-nosed bat), 2773 nucleotides long. RefSeq names its product coiled-coil domain containing 68 (gene CCDC68). The transcript has 13 exons. Gene Ontology annotation, cellular component: intracellular anatomical structure. Lineage: Eukaryota; Metazoa; Chordata; Mammalia; Chiroptera; Phyllostomidae. Bases 427 to 1434 code for a protein of 335 amino acids. The record is from RefSeq and is a predicted model, not a curated record. Gene Ontology annotation, biological process: intracellular signal transduction.